AAUGUGAUCACAGUCACCAGAUCCCAGUCAAAUAGAGGACCUUUGGGAUGUGGUUAAAUGAGAGAUCCACAUCAUGGAUGUGCAGUCAACAAAUCUGCAGGAACUGAAUGAUGCUAUCGUGUCAACAUAGAUCAAAAUCUCAGGAAUGUUUCCAGCACCUUGUUGAAUCUGUGCCUAAAGGCAAAAACGGGUCCAACCUGGUAUUAGCAAGGUGUGCCUAACAAUGUGGCUAGUGAGUGUAUUUCUUAGGGUAUUCAUUUAUACAUUUAGUUUCCAUCCUUAAUCUGGCUACUGAUGAAAAAAAAAAAGUCUCAUUAAAUAACCUUUUCAUUAUUGUCUUGACUUCUUGCACAUGUUUCUGAUUGGAUCAAAAUAAAAGGGUCCCAGAGGCUCAGAUCUCAUCAGUCCUAAAGAAGGCCUCACUGAUAGUUGUGGCUUUCAAAUAGAGCGUACAAGUGACCUUGUGUUUAAUCAGCACUAAAAGUUUUGGUAUCACUGAGUGUAAUGCAGUCUCUGCCAAAAAAAAAAAAAAAGAAAGAAAAAGUACAAAUUAAAAGACUAAUGCGCAGCUGCAUUGUCAGCACUUCCAUGUGGCCUGUGAUCCUCUGAAGUCAAUCAUUACACACAAAGUACACAACUCCAGUCAAUCUCUGGCCAAAUGUUUUGCGACACUGCCUCACUGCUGAGCUAGAGUCCACAUACAACAGGCUUCCACAGGAAUAUACCAGCUUUAUAUCCCAUUUUCAGCCUUCACAGGACAUUUCUGCUCAGACCCACUGAGCUAUCCAUGGCCCGUGUCCUUUCCUUGUUCCGGCCUCAUCCUUUUCUGGGUCUCGUGGCUGGGCGAAAACCCGCAUUCUGCAAAAUGUCAAUGGACACGCGGGCACGUGAAGUGUUUGCAGCUGCAGUGGAAGCUGUGCAGCCAGAUACUGUGGUCCGGCAGAGUAUAGAGCGCAAGGAGGACUCUGUGAUUAUUAAUGGUCACAAAUUCACACUCAAUCACAACCUGCACUUGGUGGGCUUUGGGAAAGCUGUCCUGGGAAUGGCUGCUGAGGCAGAGAGGAUUAUGGGCGAUCAUUUGGUGAAAGGAGUCAUAAGUGUGCCACAUGGGAUUCAGCAAACAUUACAGCAGCAUGGGAAAGGCCAUCUGCUGCUAAAAGAAAACAGUCGCAUCAAAGUAAUCGAAGGAGCUAGACACAACUUGCCUGAUGCUGAUGCCCAGAAGGCAGCUGAGGAGAUCAAGCAUUUAGCCAGUGAACUGACAGAGAAAGACUUGCUCCUUGUACUGAUUUCAGGUGGGGGUUCUGCAUUGCUACCUGCACCCACCCCGCCAAUCACCUUGCAGGAGAAGCUAGAUGUUACCCGCAGCCUUGCAGGUGCUGGUGCCACUAUUCAGGAGCUGAACACCAUACGUCGCGCCCUUUCUUUGUUAAAGGGUGGAGGGCUUGCAUAUUAUGCUCAGCCUGCACAGGUUGUUGCACUGAUACUAUCUGAUGUGAUUGGGGACCCUCUUGACUUGAUAGCUAGCGGCCCCACAGUGAGGAGUCAUGUGUGGCCUGAGGAAAUUUUGUUAAUCCUUGAACAUUACAAACUGUUAAACUCUCUGCCGACAUCAGUAAGGGAAGUCCUUGGCAGUCCAAAUCCCCGGUGGAAAGAGAAUAAGGACGAAUCCGAUACAUCAGGACAUGUUCUCAACGUUGUGAUUGGCUCUAACAGUGUUGCCCUUAAAUGUGCUGCUCUCCGUGCUCGAGAGCUAGGCUUCCGCCCUGUUGUUCUUUCCCCAGGCGUGUGUGGUAAUGUGAGGUAUGUGUCUAGACUUUACGGCCUGCUGGCCCGCUUUGCCUGUUCUCGAAAGGAGCCUCCUCCCGAGAUUGCCACUGAGGUGCUGAAGCUGGGCCCUGAAGUAGGUGUUGAGAGUUGGGACCUCUGCCGUACCAUGCAGGUUUUGGAUGAAGGGCGUACGGAGGGAUGGGGUGCCACAUGUCUGUUAGCUGGAGGCGAACCCAUUGUGGAGCUAACAGGCAAAGGUCGAGGUGGUCGAAACCAGGAGCUGGCUAUGCGAGUGGGACUGGAGCUGAGAGACCUGGAGCUUCCACCUAAUGGGCCAGUAUUUCUGAGUGGGGGCACUGAUGGUCAGGAUGGACCCACUGAGGCAGCAGGGGCGAUAACUGAUGGAGGGUUGCAUGAUGAAGCGCAAGCACAGGGGCUGGACAUCAACAACUUUCUCGUCAACAAUGAUUCUUACACGUUUUUUUCUCGUCUUUCUGCUGGGCAGCGUUUGCUUGUACCUGGCCUAACCUGCACGAAUGUCAUGGAUGUGCACAUGCUACUAAUUCCACCUAUACCUAUAAACAUCAGAUAAUCCCUAAGCACAAAAAAAUCAAAUAACCUGAACUUGUUUUUAAACCCUACGCAGAUAUUUUUGUUCCAUAUAUAUAUAUAUAUAUAACAGUAUUGUUGUUUUAUAUUACCAAUCAUACAGUAUGCAGCAAAAAUUUCCUGGGUUCUAAUCCAGCCUGGGGCCUUUCUUUGUGGAGUUUGCAUGUUCUCCUUGUGUCGCUCCAGGUACACCAGCUUCCCUCCACGAGUUUAUGUUAAGUGAUGAUUCUAAAUUGACCAUAGGUGUGAAAGUGAGCAUGAAUGGUUGUCUCUGUGUGUUUACCCUGCAACAAUCUGGUAACCUGUCCAAGGUGUACCCUACCCCUUACCCUGUAACAGCUGGGAUUGGCUCCAGCCUCCCCCACUUGACCCUGAAUUGGAUAAGUAGAAGAAGAUGGAUGGAGAACAUGACUUGGUAUUAAUAUAUUUCUAUUCCCUACUUAAUCUUUUUUAGCCAACACAGCUCUUGCACUGAAAAACAUUUACAACAUCAGUAUGUUCAAUUAUGUAUUUAUAUAUAGAUUAAGUGUAUACAUUUAAUGUAAAAAAAAAAAAAAGUCAUUUGCACAGCUUUGGUGUUGGUUUCUUUGGCUACUUAAAAGCAUCUGAAAUACAAUAUUACUCUAUCAGUUCAUCUUACAGGGACUAUGUACAUUAUUUUAAAAUUGUGAAAAUCCACAUUAGGCUUCUUGGUAGGACUAGUGGGAUCCUGUUGAAAUGUGGUGUAGCUCAGAUAUGGUGUUUUUCCCCCUUUGUAGCCAUAAAACUACUGAACACAUAGCAGUUAUGUGCACUUUGUCUUAUGAUCAACGACCAGUGUGACAGCAAAAGUCCUUUAUGUAUUCUUUAAUACAUACACUAAUUCUUCCAGAGGUGAUCAUUACUUUUGUUUACUUGUCACCAAACAAUUCAUAUUGGUACAGAACUGGAUAACUUUGGCUUUCAUGAAGAAUGUAUUCCUCCACUGCCCUUAAGUUUUGAGCUUAAUUACAAAUUCCUUAUAAAUGUGAUCUUUUGCCAAGAUAAGAUUUAAACUCCUUUUGACCAUUUAGCAUAGACUUUAAAUAAUGUAAAUGUAUUUGUGAAAUCGUUUAAGUUGUGCUGUAAUUUGCUCUCUGUUUGGAUGGUUUUCAAUGAUUAUUUUACAUUGAGGCAAUGUUAAUAAGGUAAAAAGUCAAAAGGUGGUGGACACUUUCAUCAUGAGUGUGCAAUGCACCUUUUAAAUAUGAAACACAGUGGCUGUUAACAUUUUUAAAAAUGAAGCUAUAAAACAAGAACUGCUUUUACUGUGCCUGAUUUCAAAGUUACCAUAGAUGACCAUUUAUAAUACAGCAGAGAAAAAAAAAAAAAAAAAAAAUCACACUGUCCACA
This is a messenger RNA of Archocentrus centrarchus (flier cichlid), 3750 nucleotides long. RefSeq names its product glycerate kinase (gene glyctk). NCBI's taxonomy places the organism in Eukaryota, Metazoa, Chordata, Actinopteri, Cichliformes, Cichlidae. Gene Ontology annotation, molecular function: glycerate kinase activity. Gene Ontology annotation, biological process: protein phosphorylation. The coding region runs from base 788 to 2362 and encodes 524 amino acids. The transcript is spliced from 5 exons. The record is from RefSeq and is a predicted model, not a curated record. Gene Ontology annotation, cellular component: cytoplasm.